Drosophila kikkawai is the source of this 294-nucleotide messenger RNA. RefSeq lists its product as uncharacterized. NCBI's taxonomy places the organism in Eukaryota, Metazoa, Arthropoda, Insecta, Diptera, Drosophilidae. The record is from RefSeq and is a predicted model, not a curated record.
AUGUCCAAACUUGCUGUGCUUUUUGUUUGCAGCCUUUUAAUUGGAACCGAGUGCAACUAUUUUGGAGAUCUUUUCAAGUGCAAUGAUGAGCUGCUUAAAUGCCAAGAAUCUGAAGUCAGAUUGGGAAAGUUUAAUGAGAUUUCCAAUGGUUACAACAGAAAUUGCAGUCGGGAAAUUGGUGCCAAGUGGAGUAAUGUCACGAGCUGUGAACUGGAAGCAGUGAGGUGCUUAAUAAACCAGAUGAAAGGCUUGACAUUAAAUUGUGAAAAUAUUGCUGAUAUUAUGCAUUUAUGA